This is a messenger RNA of Canariomyces notabilis, 1248 nucleotides long. RefSeq lists its product as uncharacterized. The transcript is spliced from 3 exons. Lineage: Eukaryota; Fungi; Ascomycota; Sordariomycetes; Sordariales; Chaetomiaceae. The record is from RefSeq and is a predicted model, not a curated record. Bases 363 to 1070 code for a protein of 235 amino acids.
UUCACAAGGUUUGGCCUCCAAGUCCAUGCUCGUCCUAGCAGGUUGCCAACGUCACCAUAGUUGCAUCGGGCCUCUCCGGGUCCAGACUCUGAUGCGGCCUAGGCCCUACUGGCAUUUUACUCACUGGCAUUGUUGGGCGCAGAGACAUGUGAUGGCUCGUUAGUUUUCGGCGGGCGAUGUUGACAACCAAGCAAGCGCGACUACUCAAGGACAAAAGCCUGAUUCAACGUGCCGGAGCCAAAAGUCCAGGUCAAAUCCUAAUCCACCGCCCUCGGCCGCUCUAUAUACUUCUCUCUCGCAUCGGAAAGCCUCAACAGUGAAUCAACCCGGGUGGAUAAAAAGAAGCCAUUCUGUUCCCAGCAAUGUGCCACCUCGCCACCUUUCGCCACGGAUGCGGACAUUGGACUCUCUUCCAGCUGCACUGCGACAGGGGGCAGGACCAGCUCUGUGACAAGGGGCAGACCGAGGUGAUUGCGCGGUACAGGACGGGAUUGCAAUGCCUCGACUGCUUCGACCGAGAGUGCACAAUCCCACAUACUAAACCACGACUCCAAAGGGAGAUUUUGGACGAAAACCGGCUUGCACGAACAGAUGACUCCCUCGCGACCCUUGCCCGAAAAGCCGCGUCAGGCAGCCUCUCGCCCGAGACCUGUGCCUCUCUGACGUGCAACAUUGCCGCGCAGGACCGCGCGCUCGAGGAGCAGGCCCGCGUGGCGCGGCACCGCCGGCGCGGCGAGAUUGUGCUGGCCCGCCGCUGGGCUGGGCAGCACGCCCGCGCAUUUCUUGCUGCCCGGUCCCGCCACCACCACCACCGCCGAGGGCUCGGCGUGGCCCUCGUUCCGGGUUGUGUUGGAGGAAGAGCUGGAUCUCAGAAUCAGAGUCAGGGCUCGGGUUCGGGACGCAGUCGAGAGCAGCCAGGUCUAAGUCGGGGCCUCAGUCUGAGCCUGAGGCUGGGUGGUGGUCAGCCUCAAGGUCGAGAUCAAGGCCGGGGUGAUGGGCGGAAUGGGAAUUGGAAUGGUGCUGGUGCUAACGCAGAGAUUAUGCAACCUCGCGCACAGCCCACGGGUUGAUGAGGCAAAGCAACUCUCCGUCUCUCAGCCUCCUUGGGGUAGCUAGCUACCCACCCACGCCCACGGGUUGAUAAGGCAAAGCAACUUUCCAUCUCUCAGCCCCCCUGGGGUAGCUAGCUACCCACCCACGCCCAUAGCCAAGUGGGCAGGAGCGUCCUUUAAUCCCUCCUCACCUAAA